Messenger RNA from Marchantia polymorpha subsp. ruderalis, 1100 nucleotides. The record is from the annotation of a GenBank genome assembly. NCBI's taxonomy places the organism in Eukaryota, Viridiplantae, Streptophyta, Marchantiopsida, Marchantiales, Marchantiaceae.
GUGGCCGAGAGUUGAUGCAAUGCCGUGCAAUUCACAAGCUGCCAAAUUUUGCCCUCCUCCCGAUCCAUGGCAUGUUCAUGAACACAAUGUGCAGUAUUCUGAAUCUCCACGGUGCAUUCUGGUGCUUAGAAAUCCUCAUCUGAACUCCAUCUUUAGCCUGUGGUUCUCGAUCGUCAUCUCCUCCUCGUUAUCCCUCGCCUCGGUUGACUAACGCACUAUUUAGCUUCUGGGAGACGACGCCUCGAAGCAUUGCACUCAUCUCUCUUCGGUGUUUUCCCCCUGCUCGACCUUGGGAUCCAGCUCCUUCACGAUGGCUUCCGUCGUCGCAUCUUCUGCUAUUGUGACCCCGGUCGCAGCUCUCGCUGCUUCCUCCACCACCAGGAGCUCCGAGAUUGUGUCCGUCAAGGCUGGUCUCAAGGCCGGAGUUUUGGGUGGAAAGACCGAAUGGCAAUCCAAGACCCAGACCAACGGCAGCCGAGUGUCCUGCAUGCAGGUGUGGGAGCCAUACAACAACCUGAGGUUCGAGACCCUGUCCUACUUGCCCCCUCUGAGCCAGGAUGCUUUGGCCAAGCAGAUCGACUACGUCAUCAAGUCUGGCUGGGCUCCCUGCAUUGAGUUCGACACCCAAGGAGCUGUGUCCCGUGAAGGAAGCACCAUGCCCGGAUACUACGAUGGUCGCUACUGGACCAUGUGGAAGUUGCCCAUGUUCGGAUGCACCGACUCUGCUUCAGUGUUGAGGGAGAUUGAGGAGUGCAAGAAGUUGUACGGACACAAGUGCUACAUCAGGUGCUUGGGAUUCGACAACACCAGGCAGGUGCAAUGCGCCAUGUUCAUCGUCCACCAGCCCACCGACAAGUAGAUCAUUGUAUGCUCUCUCAGGGCACUACAAAUUAGCCGACUUGAAAUUUUUUAUGUUUGAGAGAACGGGUCCAAGCAACUGUGAAUUGCCAGCUGAAUGCUUCGGACCGGGGACCUGAUGGUCCGAAAUGCAUAUGGCUACAGAGCCCAGAACUCAACGCGUCCUAACGAUGUAAUUCACGCUUUGAGUCUGCGGACCACGGUUCACUGUUUAAUAAAUUGGGAAAUCCCGCGAUUUUGAC